Molecule: messenger RNA, 1374 nt
Organism: Danio rerio (zebrafish)
Lineage: Eukaryota; Metazoa; Chordata; Actinopteri; Cypriniformes; Danionidae
Source: RefSeq, a predicted model, not a curated record
GCCUUUUACCAGAGCUCUUCAAUUAUGAGUUCUACAGUUGCCCUGCUGAGCAUUGCCGCACAACUACUUUUGACUGACAUGGAAGACAGCAGCAUCCCUGAUCUGAAUGAUCAUACACUUUACAUAUCAAAUGUGAAUGAGCCAGUUACUGAUCAGCCAACUACCCCUGUUCUUAUGAUUACAGACUACAGUUAUGAUGAUUACUACAACUCUGUUGAUCCUGAUUCAUUACCCUGUGUUUAUCCAACGCAUGGAGCUAGCAUCCUCCCAGUGUUAUACUCCCUGUUUUUUGUAGUGGGCUUUCUGGGUAACACAUUAGUUAUCAGGUUGGUUUUGAAGAGCCUGAGAAGCAUGACUGAUAUCUGUCUCCUGAACCUGGCUAUAGCUGACCUGCUCUUGGUCUCCUCGCUUCCCUUUUUGGCGCACUAUGCCGGAGACCAGUGGAUCUUUGGAGGUUCUAUGUGCACUAUGGUGCUCAGUGUCUACCACAUAGGAUUCUACAGUGGGAUUUUCUUCAUAGUACUGAUGAGCGUUGAUCAAUACUUGGCUGUAGUUCAUGCUGUGUUUGCAUUGAAGGUCAGAACAAGGACAUACGGGUUCAUAGCUAGUUUAGUCAUGUGGGUCGCUGCUGUCGCUGCAUCAUUUCCUGAGUUGAUAUACAUCGACACCACAGAUAUAAAUAAUCAAACUCUUUGUACAUCCUAUCCAACGACUGAUCAAUCCUCUUAUCAUGAUUCAAAGACAAAUGGAAUCUUUAAAAUGAACAUCAUAGGUUUAAUUAUUCCACUUUCUGUGAUAGGAUUUUGUUACUCGAUGAUUCUCAUCAAACUUCUAAACGUUCGAUCAUCCGGGAAGAAGGCUGUUCGUCUUGUCGUGGUGGUGAUGGUGGUCUUCUUCUGCUGCUGGGUUCCGUACAAUAUUGCAGCUUUUUUUAAAGCCUUGGAGCUGAAAAGAGUCAUACCUCAUUCCUGUGAAAGUAGUAAGGCGAUCACUUUAAGUCUGCAGAUCACAGAAGCUGUGGCGUACUCACACAGCUGUAUUAAUCCAUUUCUCUACGUGUUAGUGGGAGAGAAAUUUAGGAAGCAUCUUUUCAGACUUCUGAACAGGACACCAUUCAGCAGACUGCAGUUCAUGAAAAGUUAUGUACAGACCACAGCAUCUGUUUAUUCACAGACUACUAGCUUGGAUGCAAGAUCCUCUGCCUCAGUCUGAAUUUAAGAAUUAUCAGAAAAAAAAUCACUGAACCACCCACUAACCUUAUAUAGCUUUAAACUACUUCAUGUUUAAUUUACUCAUUUCAUUUUUAUACAAUUAUGCAAGAUAUUUUCGUACACUUAUGGACAUUUUUAUAGCACAAUAAAUGCACUAUAUAAA